CAUGUAAACUAUGACAUUUAGACAUUUAGUGCUCACGAUUGAGUUUUAUCACUAGCGAUUGUUGUAUUUGGCACAGAUGGCUUCCCAUACUAAGCAAGCUAAAACAAAAUUAUCGUCAAGGUCAACAUUCGGUCUUGUUGGUGGUGAUGUUAUUGAUUCUUAUGAGGAAGAUGAUUCUCUAGAUUUCAAUCAUAGUAGUACUGAUUUCUGUCAUUUGCCUGCUGAGAUUAUGGAGAAUAUUUUCUGUCAGUUACCUAUGGUGGAUUUGAUGUUGAAUUGUGCCUUGGUGUGCCACCAGUGGUAUAACGUAAUAUCACAGGAUUCUGUAAGUAGAUGUGCUGUAAACAUAAGUUUUUGCUUGUUUUUAAAUAGAGAACAGCUUGUGAAUAUGGAAGCGAUCUUAGCAGUUAUAAACACUACUUAAGCAGUAGUGAAAGUAAGGCCUGAAAAAAUUCAGGCCUAUACGGGAUUUGAACCCAUGGCCUUUGCGAUACCGGUGCAGCGCUCUACCAACUGAGCUAACAAGCCAACUGGGAGCUGGUCAUUAUGUUGGUUCCAAAUAAACCCGUCAGGAAGUGGUGAAUAAACGACUGUGAAUAUACGAAAGUCAUAUUCCGUACAGGCCUGAACUUUUUUUCAGGUCUUAUUUUCACUACUGCUUAAGUAGUGUUCAUAACUACGAAGAUCGCUUUCAUAUUCACGUCUUUAUCCACAGUUCAAAUAUAUGACUUUCAUAUAUUCACAGUAGAGAACAGCUGGUCUCAAAGUUUUUUAUUACAGAGUAAGUGGAUUUCUAACUUUGUAAUUGUUGAUUGUAAUCGAAGAUGACAUUGUCUGUGCAGACCUCAGAGAGGAGAGAAAUAUACCGGUAGUUUAACCCUUUGAUUCCCAGAAGUGAUUAAUAUGUAACUUUUACCUAAAACAUACAUACAUUACCCAACAAACAAAUUAAUCAGGCAGAAGAUGUCAUCUUGCUCCAACAGGAAAUACUCACAACUAAUUAACAAGGUAAUGUGUAGUAACAAGAGGGGAGAAUUAACAAUCAAAUCUUGGGAGUUUAAGGGUUAAUAACUCUUUUUUUGCCCUUAAACAUCUCACUCUCUAUCUUGUAACUUAGGGUAGUGACUGUGGUCUCCAUGAAACUGAUUUUGUUUUUCUUGUUUUAUGCAUUUUAAUUGUGCUUUUACACAUGCUAAUUUGUAUUUUAGUUUAUUCCUUGGAAGAAGAAAUAUUUUCUUCUAAAGAAUAAGGACAUUUCAUCAGGAGAUGUCAUGAUUGAACUACUGGAGAGAAAAGGACUUUUAGAGGUGGAUAUGUUUCCAUUGAAUCUAGCAAGGUAUUUGUAAUAAUUUUCUGUUUUAAAAGUUUUAAUGUAAUGUUUAAAAAAUGAGCAGCAGCAUUUUAUUGGGUUUAAAAACACUAGUGCUGCAAUUUUUUUUAAUAGCUUUAAAAACCCAUGCCUCUCUUGAGAUUUAGACAAAGGUGACAUGAAUGGAUUAAAGGUUAAUUAUAUUCAGAUAGGAAAAGUGCUCCAUGUUUGGCUGCAGUCAAAGAGUCAGAGUGCUUUUAUUUGAAAUGCUGCUCAAGUGCAUGUUUAGAGAACUAAAAAGUGCAGAGGAGGGGAAGGAUUACUUGGAAACAGACAACGAUAGAUGGGACAUUUCUUCUCUAAGAGAAGUAAUGUUUCACCAUAAAUUGGAUGCUAUCUGCAGUUAGUUAUUCUUCUUUGGAUUAUUUUCAUUAACAGUCAACAUGUAGAAACUUUUUGUAAAGCUUUGUCACAGUUGUAAUUUUGCAGUAAAAAAUCAGUUACAAACUGAUUGAAAUGUUCAAGCAAGCCAUUAAAUGAAAUUGAUUUGAUGGAAAAGAAUGUGGCUUGUUAGACAGCAUGCUAGAGUAUGAUCUUGAAAGAGUUAUUGAUCGAACAUGAUUUAUUUCACUUGAAGUCCUAUCAUGAGGACAACUGAGUGUUGUAUUGUUUAGUCACUAAGAAGUUGUUGACAUUUUUAAGGAUGAACUAAAUGCAAAUCACCCCAUCAAGCUUAGCAUAAUGAUCAUAUGCUGGCUUUCUAAGUAUUUGGCCUUGGGUGCAGAAAAAAAUGUAAUGUAACAGAUUUUUUAUUGAAAAAUUACAAUUGUGACAAAGCUUCACAAACUUCACAAAGCCUCUACACAUUGAGUGCUGAUGAAAAUAAUACAGCCUCAAAGAAGAAUAAUUUACAACAGAUAGCAUCCAAUUUAUAGUGAAACAUAAGUGCUCUUAAAUCAGAAAUGUCCCAUCUAUUGUGGUCUGUUUUAUUUGUUGUUGACAGAAAUAAAACAGGCAAACCUUAAUUUAGAAAUGACAUAUACUCAUCAUAUCAUUGGUUUGUAGAGGAGCUUAGUUCCUGCAGAGCAAGGUUCGUAUUACAAACCAAAUCUGAUUUGUUGAUACAGUAACUUAUUUCCCAAAGAAGUCAUCAAAAAUAUAUUUGAGAUCUGAUUGGUUCAUUCAGGAACUAAGAUACCUAAAAUGUCAAGUACAUUUUAAAAUGGGGAAGUAUUUUAAACAGGGAUGUGUUGUAUAUUGUAUUAUACUGUAUUGUGUAGAUGGCAACCAUACAUGUACAUGUAUAAUAACGUAUGAUGAGAGUGGUGUGUGGGAUGCAGUUGGGGUAAGUGGGGGAAGAGGUGGUGAGUGGAGCCAGCAUUUUCAUCAGAGUUUAAUGAUUAUCUGUUAAUUUAUCAAUUCUAAACAUGAUGACCUUUUUAAUGGCCUCCACCAAAGCACUGUCACAUUAAUGAUCACAGGAAAAAGACAGACAGCUUUGAAAUACUCACCACAGGGUGGGCAGAGCAUGAGAGUUGGAACUUUGCAAUAUGAAGCAAAUAAAACAGAAUGACAUCACCCCAACAGGAGAGGUGUAGAUUCUUAAAGCUUGACACCUGCAAGGUUGAGUGACCACCUGUCACCAAACUUUGUCUUAGGUUCUACUUGGUCUAACUUGCAUUUGGCUAUUUUAAAUUUUUCUUUUUUUAUGGUUUUGUAGUUUUAUGAAAGAUUUUAAAAGAAAAGCAAGUUCAUCUUCAAUUGAAAAGUUAAAGACACAUCCCAAGUUCCCUUUGAUAGAGACAUUCUUGGAAACUCUUACCAGCAGCUCAAGAGAGGUACAACAUAUCAUGAUUUUUGCAAAGUGCUUAAUUAAUAUUUACUUGGUGCUAGUUUGCUUCACUUUCUCUUUUCGAGAGGGGUGUACAAGUGUUGGAGUAUGGAAUAGUAGAGGAUGAAUGGCUUAUCAAGUUCAAGAGCUGUGUCACAUAUACUGACCAACAUUUACUUUAAUCGUGUGGAAAUAUUGACAAGAUCAAAAGUCUAAUUUGUAAUCUUCACAAAAUCAACAAAAAUUUCAAGGAUUCCAAAACUGUAAUUCUCAACCUUAUGAUGAUUAUCAAGGUAAUUCUAAUUCUCUUGAUUUGCUAAAGAAACAACUGUGUACUCAGUGUUCUACUUGUUAGGCAGUAACAGGUAAAAUUUACCAUCUUUUGUACCUCUUAUACUUCCUAAAAUUGCUUGGAAGUUAAAAGUUCAUCAGUUAAAGGCAUUGCUCUACCAGUUUGAAAAUUUAUUUUACCUGUCAUCUUCAGAAUAAUUAUGGGAGAACACUUUGUAAAAAUGAUGUGUGACAGUAUUUGCUAACCCUUUAACCCCUUAGAGUGAUUAGUAACUAACUUCUCUCCCCUAUCAUUAUUACCCCUAAAACAAACAUUGAGGUCAUGAGAAUAAUGAAAAUGAUCACCUACAUAAGAGGCUCUUGAUUGUUAAACAAAUUCUCUUUGUCAGUACCAUAGGAAAUGUAUGAAGAACAGUGUGGAGAAAAUGGAUACUGAUGUUAGGGUGUACAGGGUUAAUGAUGUGUAUUGACCCAAUUUAAGCAUACACUGUCUCUGUUCAAGGUUCCUAGUCCUUGGUCUGUUGUAGCACUUCUGACACUGGUAUGCCAAACAGUUUAUGAAGUACAAGAAAUAGUCCAUUGUUUGACAAGGUCCACAUCCUGUCUGGUACAUGACAUUCUGGAAUGUCUUUACUGUUUGGCAUCAAUCUUUUACUACCUGGAGUCACAAAACAGAAUUGGAAGUGGGUAUGUCUGAUGAUAGAAUGAGUUGCUUCAGAUUUGAUUCUGAGAUUCACUGCUACAAUAUUAAAACACCUAAUUGUAUGUGCCCAAUGAUAAGUACACUGUAAGAAGCAAUUAAUUUUUGUACGUCAAAUAAAUCUUAAGGUGAAAUCAUGAAAUCCAUUGAUAUUCUAUACCACAGAAAUUUCAGUAACUUUUUCCAUAGGGUACUGCCAAUGGUAUAAAAGGUGGCUGUACAGUAAGGCAAAAGCAAAUCACAAGAGCUUAAACAGACAGCAGUGAGAGGUCUCACAGGCAUUGAAAUCACUGCAAUGCCAAUAUAGCAAGAUUAACCUGUCUUAUUAUAAAUUAAAGUGAUGUUUGAGGUAUUCUUGCCACCUUUCAUCCCACAUUUUAUUUUUUCUCCAAUCAGUCUUCACUACAGGGUGUUCUAUACACUGUAUUUGUAUGAGAAUGCAUUCCGAGCCACAUGUGCAUCUCUUGGUUCUGUGUCUGGUCAGAAUUCUACUGAACAGCAGUCAGUGAUGCAGAACAGGUAACAUGGGGACCAAGUUUGGAAAUUUUAUCCCUAGAACUUUCAGAUUGACUUACUCUAUCUCAGCUAUUAGCUCAUAUACUGCUUUUUGCUUAAGAUAGGAAAUUACCCCACUAGGUAUUACAAAGCUGUUUUCCUUUUUCGCUGAUGGAAAAUGCCUGAUCAGUUAAGCAGAAAAGAUAUAAAACAAGUGGAUGUACUUGUCUAUACCACACUUGAAAAUCCUGGUGAACAUGGCAUGCAAAAUUUACUGAAGAUUUUUUACAGAAGAAUUUUCAGUCUCAGCAUGGAGUGCAAUCUGUCAGCUGCCACCCUUUGCGAAUGUGAAAGAAAUCUGAGGAAUAAUCUCUUUCCCCAUAGGUCAAUCUCUGACAAGUUGCAACUUACCCAAGAACAAGUUCGCAUUAUCAAACAUGAUGUCAAAGUGGGGGAGAUCACAAAAAUUGUAGCUUUUGCUGGUAAGAUGUUUUUUUUUAGAUAAUUAUAUACCUGGCUCUGCAAUAGGUUAACUAGAAGUGAGUUUUCUGACUGGCAAUCAUAACAAGCAAGCUUGGUCUGUCUUGCCUGACAAUUGUUUGCAAUUGUAUAAAUUGUAUAUAUACUGUACAGACAAAAGGAUAUUUAUUUAGGAUAUCAGAUAAUUCUCUGUCUACACGUCUUCAAAGAAUUAUCUGAAUGAAAUUCUUGAACUUUCUUUCUUCAUAUGUACAGAUUAUGUAAUGAAACGUAUACUUAACUGACCUCUUCCCAAAUGGGGAUUUUCACCUGAAAAACACAAACAAAUUGGAAAAAAAAAUUUUGAAAAAAUUGAUUUCCGGUUGAUUUUUUGCGAUAAGUGAAAUGAUUGAACAAUAGGAUCAACUGGUUAAAAUGGAGGACCAGACCAGUUGGCUUAAGUUAUUUUAUAAAAUAAAACGUGCAGCUAAGGAAUUGAUAUUUGGGCAAAAUCCCAAGAACAGAUUCAGUGAGAAGGAAUUGGGGGCAAGCAAGAACAGAUUCAGUGAGAAGUAGGGCAGAGGGCUUGAACCCAUGACCACUGAUUCCAGCACAUUUGCCUUAAACUUUAGGCCACACUGCUUCAAGCUCAAUUUAGCCCUUUUAUUUCUCACUACAUUGCUCAUUGCUGCUUCAUUUCUCAAUGAAACCCAGAUUUAAUUUUUGUUUUCAAGGAACUGGUAAGACUACAACUCUUGUUGAGUACACCAAGAUGAGGCCUAAGGAACGAUUCCUUAAUGUGGCGUACAACAAGUAGGUGAACAUACUACAUGGUGUAAACUUUCCCAGGAAUCUCUUGAGCUGUAAAAGUGAAAGAGAAAAUGACUUUGAAUAGUGAAUGAGCACUCUGGAAACAGAGCUAAUUGAAAAUUUGAAAGUGCGUUUGCUUUGUUUGCACUUGCAGGCGUCUUAUUAGAGCGAGUGAACGUUAUAAGCUCGCGAUCGUUUAUCCGACCGGCCAUAUUUGAUUUGGAGUUAGAGUGGACGGUAGGGGUAGGGGACUGGGGAGGGCUAGAAAACGUUUUGAUUCUAGUAGUGUUCCAUAAGCUGCCGUCAACAAAGACACUUUUACCAAGUGAAGUACUUGUGAACAGUUCAGCUUAUCAUAUUUUUGUUUUUGUUUGCCUGUUUGUCUUUAAGGUCAAUUCAGGAACAUGCUGCUAACAUGUUCCCCAGCAAUGUUGAGAACCGUACAAUCCACUCGCUCGCCUACAGAGAAGUGGGAGUUAGGUUAGAAGAACAGCAUUCUUGAUUUUAAUGCACUGCAAUUACGCAUGCGAUGAGAUGCUCUAGAAAACUAGCAAAUCAUCUUGCCGAUGUGAUGCCUAGCUAGAUCCCUUGUGAAGCCUACACAUGUGGGUAUAGUGUGUAUUAUAGUAGACUAGACGAACUUGCUUAGAAAAUAUCUGGAGGGAGAAAAAGAGAACUGCCAAGUGCAAAGAUGGCCUGAUCUAAUCUCUUCAUACCAACACUAGAGUACAAAAUUCGUAUCCGCGCGUAGCCAUACAAUAUCCUUUAAAGAAUUAAUUCAUUUAUUUAGAUACAAACACAAGCUUACUUGUGGCUUACGGAUCGGUACUAUCAUGGAUGCCCUUCCCUUGAAUUGCGGAUAUCUUCAUGCCCGACGCGUUGAAGAAACUCUUAAUAACUUCAUAGCAUCUGCGGACACCACUGUGAACCCCAAGCAUGUACCAGCAGCCAAAAGAGCCUUAGUGGAUGUUUCUUUCUCAGAAGAAAGCGAGGUUCUGACAUCUAUCUUUGGUGAAUAUGGCUCAGAUACAAGUUAUUUGAACAGCGACCAGCACAUUCAGGUAGGGUGAUGUGAUUGAGAAGAUGUACAGGUAGACUUAUUUUAAACUUAAGUGACAGAUACUUCGAGCAGUCAUUUAGUGACAAACAGUCGCAGUGGUUUCAAAAACAGAAGCAAAGAAAUACACUGAAGUUAGCAAUGACAAGACUACUAUGAGCGACAUCCGGCGAGGGGAUAAUACGAACCUACGUGACAGUUAAGAUACAUGAAAGAAACAACAAACGAAAUUUGAAUGAAAACAAUCUGCUUCGUAGCUUUUGGCGCGAACAAUAUAUUUGGAUGGAAACGGGAGGUGUCAGGUGCCAGCGCUUUGGUAGGUUUACAACUGAAUAUAGAUGGAAUCACAGGGCAUUGAGUCUAACAUUGUUGCGUUUGACUGGUUUUGUUGUAACUUAAUCCCUAGCAGCGUGCAGCAGCGUGCAGCACCCUUCUUACGCAUGAACAUAGUAUACGGCCGCGCCAACGCCUCAUAGUUCAGUUAUUAUGGCAUUCGACCAUUGCAUUCUGUGCAGCAUUAUUAAUCCUAUUUUGUAUUUUGUGGUAACUUAAACGGGAGAUGGUAAAGAACUUGUCAAAAAAUGUCGUCACAGAUAAAAAAAUGUCAUUUCUUGAGAUCAGACGAGUUUACGUUAAGUUUUUCAUGGCGAAAGGGUUCAUGUGUCCAGAAAGUGCGACACCUAAAAACCAAUUUGUAGCAUCUGUAUGGGAUGAAAUUCGAAAUUUAUUCUACUACGCUGUUUUUUUUUCUUUGCCACUUAAGGACACCCGUGGGUAAGAUAUGGUUGACAUGGUUGUCUGAAUUUCAUUUUAACUGUAGAAAGUUGUCUCACAUGCGCAUGGCUUAUGGGAAAGAAUGAGAGAUCGAGGAGAUGGAGAAUUUCCAAUCACUCAUGAUGGUAAGUGUGUAAUCUUUUUUAUAUCUCUACGUUAGAAUACAGAACGCACCCGUACAGUAAGUGGGUACCAGAUCCCUAGCCUAGGCCUCUCGACCCGGAGUCCAGCACGCAAACCGUGGGGCCACCUUGAAAUACAGAUUUACAUUGUCUCAUAACUUUUUUUCCAGGUUAUCUUAAGAUUUAUCAACUCAACAGGCCAGUUCUUGAUGGAUAUGACUGUCUCUUGGUCGAUGAAGCUCAAGACUGUACUCCUGGUGAGAAAAACGUUUUGCAUUGUAUAAGAAACCAUUGUACCCAAUCAUCCUUGACGAUAAUUUUUAAUUUUAAACAAUAAUGCAAUAUUUUAUUGAAUUGCUUCACUGCUCACCAAAAUUAGUCUCGAAAACUUGAACCAUAAUAUUAUCAGUCUUAGUUAUUUAAAUUCGUCUUGAGAAUAUGAAUUGGAUGCAUGCUAACACGUGUCGCGUGUUGUUGUAGCUGCGUCCGAUAUUCUUCUCAGUCAGUCUUGUGCCAAGAUUUUAGUGGGAGACCCUCAUCAGCAGAUCUAUGCUUUUCGCGGAGCAAGAAACGCUCUUCAGGAGGUGAAAGGCACCCACACUUUUUACCUCACUCAGGUUAGUUGGUGACUCUGGCAAUAACUGUAACGAUAGUAGUAGAGAUAAUGAUAAUAUUUAUAUUACCUCUGAUAAUAAUAAUAAUAAUAAUAAUAAUAAUAAUAAUGAUAAUGAUAAGAUGAUAAUGCUUUGAUGAACCACACGAUGCUUUUGAAGUUCAUUUUUUUAUAUAUAUUUUUUAAUGAAAACAAAACAUGUUUCGGAUGAAGCGUCAUCCAUCGUCAGUUGUGUAAUGAGAAAUAAAUAAUAAUAAUAAUAAUAAAAUAUUUAUAUAGCGCUCAACCAAAUAUUUGUCUAUGGCGCUCUACAUUAAAUAAGAUAUUUAAAAAGCUAAAAGUUCUACAACAUUAUAAAAAAAAAAGCAUCACGUAAGUUACAUCAAUAAGUUCAAAAUCAUCUAAAAAUUAAAAGAAUUAAAAAGCUUCUUUAAAAAGAUGUUUUUUAAAUGUCGUUUAAAAAUGUCUAUCGAACUACUGGAUCUUAGUUCAAGUGGGAUCGAGUUCCAUAGUCUCGGUGCCGCCGCAGCAAACGCUCUCUCUCCAUAUGUUUUCAGUCUAGCUUUCGAGGUCGGAAAAAAAAAAAGGAAAUUGCAAGAUGAUAAUUAUAAUAACAGUAAUUAAAAUUACUGGAAAUAAUAAAAGAAAUUAAGAAAGGCAGGAGGGAAAAGAUAGAACGAAAGAAAGAAGGAAAUCAGGAAGGAAAGAAAGAAAGAAAGACAACAGUGCUGUUUUUACAAGGUACCACAUAUAACUACAUGGAAUACAAAAGAAGGAAAAAAAAAAGACACAAGAAAUUAGUGGACGAAAUCAUCGAAUAGAUGAAUAAGAAUGAAUAGAUCAUUGAACAAAUGACACAUAACCUUUAGAUUCCUUAACAAAAACAACAACAAAAUUACAGCAGCAAUGGACACUGAACGGAAGUGGGGCGGAGAUAUUUCCGCUCGGUUGUAGUAGCUGUUGUUGUUGUUGUCACAACAUGAUAGUGAUACACUAUAGAAGCAUGAAAUUCGCUUCAACGUACUUUUAUAUCUCCCUUACUGUAACAGAGAGUGUGAAAUCUUCUCACACUUGAAUUCUGUUGGUUUACAGUCAUUCAGAUUUGGUCCGGAGAUAGCUUAUGUUGCGUCUUGUGUUCUGGACGUGUUGAAAGGUGUGCGAAACAAGACUUUGGUUGGAGGAGCUAAGAAAGGUAAAUACAACACCUUUAUACAAGAAAUCAUUAAAAUUGCAAGGGUUAUUUGUAUGAUCGAUACUCCCUCUGAACCCAAGAGGCAAGUUGUGCUCGCUCGCAUGUUUAUCUUGUUCCCUCUAAUAUCAAUCAUCAAUUUCAAUCUCGGACGUAUCAUUAAAUUAAUUGGUGUCGCUUUACUACCUUCUUUCAUUGGUCUCGGAAACUUCCGCCACCUUCUCAAUCGGUCAGAUGCAAAACCAAAACCAGUUUUGACAUGGUUCCUUUCAUUCUCCAACGCUCGAGGCAGUUUACUUGUUUUUGCUGUGUUUCCCACUGGCCCCUUAUGAUAUUUUACUUUAUACUGUUUGUCCAUUGCAAUUGAUCUGGUUUUGAUUUUACGACACUCAGUUGAAAAGCGUCCGGCGUAAGUAAGUUGGUAGACAAGGCUGCGUUAGUGGCCUUUGAAAAACCUGUAAUUUUUUAUGACUUAGAGUUUUUAUCGGCACAAUGGAUAUUUAUGUUAUUUAUUAUUCAUUUUGUAGGCUCAGUGCUUGGUGAACAAUCUGGUCAGCUGUGCGUGAUCACACGCUGUAAUUUUACUCUGUUCAACGAGGCUGCUAAUGUGUGCUGUGCGAACAACGACAAAAAAGUUGGUUUUGUUGGGGUGAGGCGUGAAUGAUAUUUCUGUUUUUGUUUUCACAAGUUCGUGUAUUAUCGGACCCGUGCGGCUCCUCGUUUUAGGACUGUGCGCGGUGGAACGAGCUGGGUUAGAAAAAGUUAUGCAUAAGACCCUGUGAGAUGCAAAACCCUGUGAGAUGCAAAACCUCAAGAAGAGGACAGGGAAAAUGUAUCAGUAUUGUAGUGAGAAUUCUUUUUCGGCCACUCUUGGGACCAUGCCUAGGGUCAUGUCUAGAGCAUGCAACUCUUGCCGAGAACGAAAUAGCGGAAGAUAAUCAUGCCUACACAAAGUACCACCCAAACCAACAAUUGCGAGAACAGUCGUCCAUAUCUCACAUCAAACUGUAAUCUUAAACGGGUAUUCAAGAUACAUUUUGCUUACAAACGUUAUUAUUUUCCUUCUUUUCUCUUCAGGGUCUUAAAAGCCUGGCGCUUGAUCGAGUGUUGGACAUCCACAAACUGUUUACUGCUGGUACAAACAAACGUAAGUGACAUGAAACACGAUGGGGGUUAUCAGACAUAGAUGCGUGUAUGGCGGACGUACUUAACUAGUUUUAAAGUAGAGUCUAGUAUAAAAAAUACCAAAUGCACUUGAGUGUUGUCGGCUAAAAGAUGAUAGGACCUAUAAAUGAGGGUUAUAGGACUGUUUGUGUAAUUCUGCAUAUGUGUGGGCUCUGAUUGGUCAAGAGGCCAUUUCCGAAUUACCUUUUGCCUCAUUUUCAAAACGAGACCUGGUGCUCGACCAUUCGUACGAAAAUGAGAUUAAUUUGCAUGUGAAUGAAAAAUUAUAAUGAAAGGAAAGGAUGAGCACCAGGACUCGCUUUGAAAAUGAGGCCAAAGGUAAUUCGGAGAUGGCCUAUUAUCGGGUCUUCUUACUGAAAUCAUCCCGGGCGAGUUAAAUGCAACAAAUAAUCAGUUUCAAAAUGAUUCCAUUUCUCGAAUUUCUAGGAAAAAGAAGCGAAAAACAAACGAAAUAAGAUGCAGUUGCUCUGAUAACCACUCAUGUAAUGAUACUGAAAACCAAAGUUAUUCUUUUAUUCGCUUCAACUUUUACGCUAAGAUUGACCGUCAUAUCAUGUCGCCUGCAACAAAAACCUGUGAUGAUGUCAUCUAAUCAACGCUACUCGAAUGUGUAGAACUGGUAUUUUCUCCAGAAGUAAAACAGGGUUUCGUUUAAUUUUGGGCAUGACUGCACUUUUGAAACAGUUCGCAGAUCGAUGAAAAUUUAUUUAAAGAAUGACGUAGCUUGGAGCAUAAAUUGUUUCUUUUUCUUGUAGCUCACUUAAAAAUCAAGGACGCUUUUAUCAAGAAAUUCCGUUCAUUUUCUGAAUUGAAGAAGUAUGCGAAAUCUGCUCCUGACCCGAAACUGCUGAGCAAGAUUAAGGUUUGUAUCUCACCUUAUUUUAUGAACAGUUAGUCGAAAUAUUACAGGAUUCUCAACUUAGUCAGACAGUAAGAUACGUUAUGUCACGUGAAACCACAGAAACUUUUGACUCGUACACUUUUUGACCGCGUCAUUGGUUUUGCUCACCACCUUCUGUGAUUGGUCCAGUAAACGCGCGCCUCUCCUAACCAAUCAGAUACAGAACUAAAAUUAAUUGCAACUUAUUCACUUACAUUUUUCCAGCAUCUCAGCCAAUGUGCUUUCACUGUUGCUAAAUAAAUCAGACAGUUUACUCAAAUCUGAAGCAGCUACACUAUAGUUUCACUUGUUGUUUCAGAUCGUUGAGGCACAUCAUGUUAUGCUGCCGCAAAAAAUAGACAAGAUAACUUCCAAAGCCGUCACAAAGUUACGGCAGGCGGGUAAGAAAGUUAAGAAAUAAUUGUGAAGCUCCAUAAUUGAUUUUCCCUAUUAACUGGAAAAAGAAAUUUUGUGAUGUUUUCUAAACCAAACGGAACAAUAUAUAAAAAUAUUAAUAAAACCAUAGUUAACCAACAGGCAAACAAACAAAAACUGUUUGUACCCAGGGACGUAUCCACGAUUUCUAAGAGACUAGCAAAGUGUGGUCUGUAAAGGCAAGGCUAUUCAGAAGGAAAGAAAAACAAGUACAAACGCGAAAGCAAAGAAAACCAGCGAAAAACUUUCGCGAGUUUUAAUCGACUGCUUCAUGUUACAUAUAUGUGACGAUGAAAUUAUAAAGUGUCUGCAAGCUGGAGAAGAUUUCAAUGGAGUUUCGAAAAUAAUCUGAUUGCCCUAAGGUGUCACUGUUCCUUUCGCCACUCUGCUAAUUCGUCCGCUGGCACAGUUUUCCAAAUUUGGUCACGCAAGUUGCUUUUAUUUAAUGAAGCCUUAGAAUCCUUUGAUGUGUUUAUCAUUUCUGCCUUUGAUUAUCUUUGUUUUUGUUUUCUUCCCCGCAGAUAUUGUUUUCUCCACAGCACACAAAGCCAAAGGGCUUGAAUUCGACACAGUUCGUGUCACAGAUGAUUUUCUACCUGGAAUAGAGAUGGGUGUUCCAUUAUGUAAGUAAAACAUUAUUUUUACAAGCGGGUGAAAUCAGGUGUGAAUCCUCCAUCCCGGUGGGGAUUUACACCACAGUCAGCUCUUUUUUUUUCCACUCAGAUAGUCUAACAUCCCAACUACAGAAAACACUGACCUUGUUUCUAAAACUUCACUCUUCGACUUCAACCACUAACUAACUCGCACCGCAGGCAAACAGCAUAAUGGUUAUCGAGAAAAUUUAUGUACUAGUUAUCUAUGCCUCUGUUGUACAGCAUUUCAGUCUGAUGUUUAUUUACCCAUCCUUUCCGCCAAAAACAGGUAAAGGAAUGAUAUUGGCCGGGUUUUCCGUACUUGACUUAAGGGUCAAUCUUGGAAAAUGGCCGAUUCAGAUUUUUUCGGUAUGGUGUGGUUCAUGGCCUAGUUGUACAAAAGGCAGAUAACGCUGUCCAACGGAUAAAUUGCUAUCCGAUGGAUAAGGGAUAGCAAUUUGUAUGGUGUUAUCCACCGGAUGGAGAUUUAUCCAGUGGAUAACGCUAUCCAACCUUCGAACAACUGGGGCAGGAGUAUUGUCACUCCUCCUUUCGCAUACUGUUGUCCAGCAGUGCAUUAGUUACCUCUGACUCUAUGCCGGCGUCCAUUGAUGCUUCUGAGUAGCGAAAGACAUUGUGACACUCAAAUGCCCAAGAGCAGCGCAAAAUAAUCUCGGGCGUGGACUAAACCUAGAAUCUGGGACCCAGAAUUCAGCUUGUUAAUCAGUUCUCCCCUCUACCUGUCGCACAUUUCCUUGUAAAUUAGUUACGAGAAUUUGAUGUUAGAUCAAGAUAACAACUUCUAUCUGAUUAGUCUGAGUAUUCUCAUUACCUUUUUUCUGGAUAAUGUAUGGGUAUUAUAGGAAGAAGUUACGAGCUAAUCACUUCUGGGAGUUAAAGGGUCAAACACUAGGCAAUCAGAAUUCCCUUUCGAUUCAAGUUGCCUGUGUAAUAUGUUUAGAUGCCUAUGGUGAAGAUGAAAGAAACUUGAUGUAUGUCGCGGUGAGUCGAGCAAAGAAGUGCCUCCAACUCAAUAAUACAAUUCUCAACAUUCUUGGGUACAGAAAGGUAAGCCACACGGCGUAACAUGAGCUGAAGCUUGCCCUGUAUUGUUGUAUGUUUCUUGUUGUUUAGUUCUGCACCUUGACUUCACUUGUUUCGCAUCAGUUACGAGUGAAUGUUCUUGAACCUUCUAAUUAGUUUAUGUUUUUGUCACUUUCAGGAACAUUUCGUGAAGGUGGUAUCACCGAAGGAGUUGUCUCAGGUAUCAGUCGCUCUGACAAAGGGCUAACGCUCGAAACACUAGCUUUAAAAACUCUUUACGAUGACCUAUUUACAUUAUCAACUCAGUUGAUAAUACCAAAUUAUCUUUUUCAUUUGCAGCCGGCCUUCUGUUUAGACUGUGAGGAAGAUGUCGAGUUUUGUCCGCGGCCUCACGUUGCGAUUCAGAAAGAAAGUGUUGUACUGGUAAGCUGGAAAACUUAGCAACUUUUUUUUUUGGUGAUAGAUUGUCUAAUUGUGCGCGAUUUAGUACAUAAUUCUUAAAUGUGUACUCGUGUCCAUGAGAAAAGGGCGUUGGUCAGCACAUCGCGUGCGUGCAGUGCGCUUUUGGUGUGAAUGUGAGUGAGUAUUGUGCAGGUUUGUUCGUUUGCAACGUGAAGGAUGGUAUUGACAACCUUAUCUUCUUUUUGUUAACUGUCUGAUAUUUAGCUUUUUCUUGUUGUAGUUUUUGUUUCAUUGUGUUUGCUUUUGUUGUUGUUUUUGUUGUUGUUUGUUUUUUUUCUGUGCUAGAACCGUAAUGACUGGCACCCUGUAGUUAUCUGAGCAACCACGCACCUACCCUCCCCAAAACCCAACAUUAUCCAUUAAUCAUGUCUUGUUAUCAGUUAACUGUUGUAGGGGGAGGGCUAGGUGCGCGGUUACCCAGAUACUGACAUUGAUCCAACACUUUCGUGGACAAAUUUUUCCUUGAUUAGUCUUCCUUUUCUUCUCAGUAAACAAAUCUGACAAGUCUCUUCUUUAUAAAUUUACGUGUCCAAAUAGAGGGGGACGGGAAAGGGUUGGGUAGAAUUCAGAAGAACCGCAGCGAAGGAGAUUAGUGUACUUGUCCAGGCUGCCAUACCUCCGAGCUAGUGUACGUGCGGCUAUAAAACCUUUUUCGUCUUAACUUUGCCGAGGUUUUCUUUCUUUCUCUAGGGUGGAAACGUGAGAAAGGCUGGAGGCGUUCUUUGUCCUACGUGCGCUGCUGAUACAAUACCACAUUUAGGAUGUCUAGUUUCAGUAAACGAAGAAAGUUGAGCUCUUUAUUUUCAAGGGCAGAAUGUUAAUUGAAAUGAUGUAUGAAAGAGCAUAUAGAAUUAGAUGUAUCAAAAUUUGUACUUAUUUUAAGAUAGUUAUAAUGAUAUUAAUGCAUAUGAUAAUAACGGUAAUAAUUAGUAGUUAGAGGAUUAGUUUGAGCAUGAUAUCAAGAGUUACCAAAACUGACGCUGAGGCUGAUAAGACAGAUACGAGGUUUGAUAAUUCAUGAUAUCAUGUGAAAACCAAGUUCUAGAAUUGUUUCAUUAAACAUUUUGUAAACAAUCUGCAAAAGAAGACACUUUCCUUGAGUUUGCAAAAGUUUAGGAACACAGCAAGGACGAAGGACUUGUAAAACAAGGCAGACUUUGAACUCGACAUGAUAAAUGCCUUAUCCGCUGCAGAUAUUGUAUUUAUCAUCAUUGUCAUCUUCACACGCUAUUGUGUCUUUAUGGUAUGCUCUCGAUCAGUCAGAUUUUUCAUAAUAAGUCUAAUAUAUGAUGAUAGCUUUAUUGUUCUUAUUGGCCUUUUUAAUCGUUUCUUUGUUAAAAAGGCUGGUAGCCGCAAAAUUUACAUUCGUUCAAUACAGUAGAAUUGAUUUAUCAGCAUACAUUCUCGAACAAGCUUCACGUUGCCUUUCCUUAAUGUAGAGCACACGUGAUUGUUAAGGAAAGAAUAGAAGAAAAGUGAAUCUCUGUGAUACGACAGAUAAAUUAGACAAUGCUGAAUCAGUAAUUUUCUCAAAGUGCAUCUGUAGUGUAUUGCGUUACCUAAGCGUUACUAUAGUCACGCUAUAUCCUGUAAGACACGAUCGGUACAUGAUUGUAAAAGUACAUUCCUAUGUAAAAGUAGUAUUACUGAUUCCUAGUAUUGUAUUGUGAAUAUAGC
Messenger RNA from Pocillopora meandrina, 15965 nucleotides. The record is from the annotation of a GenBank genome assembly. NCBI's taxonomy places the organism in Eukaryota, Metazoa, Cnidaria, Anthozoa, Scleractinia, Pocilloporidae.